CUAUCCUGUCCAAAGAUGGUGGAUCAAUGAAGAUAAUUCACUCCCACUGUUUACCAUUGGAAACAAAUGGUCAGUUCCUGUCUGCUUAACGGAGUUAAUCUCCAAUAAACACCAAUGCGAUAGCAGCUGGGUCUGGUCUACUUAGUUCAUUGACUUCAAAUGAACCAGAAAAAAACAGUGAGUGGAGUGUCUCGCUUCCUCUUCCGUCUAUGCCCUGACUCCGUGUGUUGUAUUUUCCUCUCCACUAUCCCGGACUCCGGGACGUGAGAGACAUUAGGAAUAAACAUGAGCGACGGGAGCCAUUGUGGCCACUAGCCAGUCAAGGAAGAGAGGGGGAGAGAGAGGGGUACCACCACUACCUGAGUUGUUAUCAACAAAAUACCCACAUCUCACAGUUUAUUUUCUUAUAUAUGGUUCGGUUUAUUGAAGUUGACUUUUUCCUCCAUCUGGACUAAUUAAGUAUCAAUCAAAAGUUUGGACACAUACUCAUUCAAGGUUCUUCUCUGGCUCCCUGAAAGGAACACACAUACAUGCAUGCAUACAUACAUACAUACAUGCAUACAUGCAUGCAUGCAUGCAUACAUACAUACAUACAUACAUACAUACACGCAUACACACACACACACACACACACACACACACACACACACACACACACACACACACACACACACACACACGCACACUGUGACGUGAGAAAACAACUCAUGGUCAUGUUCUCCCACGCUCCCCUCCCAAUGGCUUGUCUAUAAUCAGGACCCCAACCCCAACUGAACCACAACCCGACCCCCGUACUCCUCGGUCGGCUACCACAACCAACUCCCACCCUCUUCUCCAACCAUGGCCAGCAAGAGGAAGUCCACCACCCCCUGUAUGAUCCCCAAUAAGACCAUUCACCUCCGUGAGGAGCUGGAGCAGGACUCGUGGCUGUCAGACCCUCCUUUCCUCCUCAGACAAGCCCAGGCCUGGGACCAAGGCUACCCCGUGGGCGGUAACAGGCAGAUCCCGAUGGAGCGAUCCCCAGUUGAGUCCUCCAGGCUUGAGGGGGGCGACAUUGUCAAAGACUGGGGCGGCACCUACACAUGCAGGCAUUGUAACUUUGAGAGCCAGGACCUCAACCUGUUCCUGGACCACGUCUACAGUGGCCACCCGGACUUCAGAGCUGACCCCAGCUUCCAGUGCAUGGACUGUGGGGUGUCGGCAGCCAAGUUCGAGGGCCUGGCCCUGCACAACGCUCGGGUCCAUCUCAGCACUGUGAGCACCACCCUACAGCUGAGGAAGAGGGACAUGAGGUUGGUGGUGGAGCAGAGUCUGGUCACAGGGACAGAGACAAUGAGGGACACAGAGAUCUCCAUCACCAAGACCCCCAUCAUGAGGAUGCUGAAGGGCAAGUCAGAGUCCAAGAGGAUUGUGGUGUCCCAUUCUUCCCCUGAUGAACCCUCCUCAGACCCCCCACCCCUCUCCAUCUCUGCCUCCAAAGAGACCGAGAGAAAAGAGACCCCCAAAGUGACGGUUACUCACGUCCCUACCAUAGUGCACAAUGGGACGGUCACCAAGGUCACGCUGCCCUCAGCUAUUCAGAUAGUGAACGACUCGGGGGCUCUGCCCAUGCUCAAGACCGCCAUCACACAGGUUGUGUCCGUGAUCCAGAACAGGAACUUUCACCAUCAGACAGCUCCCAUCACUGUCUCCUCAGCUUUCUCCUCCACCUCCUCUUACUCCACCUCCUCCAAGAACAUGCCCAAGGUGAUGAUCCCUCUGAGCAGUAUCCCAACCUACAAUGCCUCCAUGGACUCGUCCUCCUUCCUCAAGACAUCCUUCAGUAAGUUCCCCUACCCCACCAAGGCAGAGCUCUGCUACCUCACCGUGGUUACCAAGUUCCCAGAGGAGCAGAUCAAAAUCUGGUUCACCGCCCAGAGACUCAAGCAGGGCAUUAGCUGGUCUCCAGAAGAGAUUGAGGAGGCCAGGAGGAAGAUGUUCAACACCAUCAUACAGACUGCGCCACCUAGCACCCAGCACCAGACACUACACCGUGGCCAGACCCAGGCCCAGCAUACCAUCACGGUCCUGCCUGCCUCUCUGGGUCCUACGGGGAUCCCUCACAUCCUCCAGAGCUCUCUGGUGGGCCAGGGAGGGGUGAUUGUCACCCAGCCCAUGAUGGCCAAUAGCAUCCAGGUCAGCAGUGCCCCCAUGGCCCUGGCGGUCACACCCAAGCAUCAAGCUGCGGCCCGGCCUAUGGUGCAGGCCCGGCCUGCCGCCGCCCUGGUGGCGGAUAAGGGGAUCAGCAUGGCAGGGGGGACAGUGGGGAGCAGUAGCAGUGGAAGCAACAUCAGUAGUAGUAGUAGUAAUGGUGGAGGGAGUACUAGUAGUAUCAGCAGUGGUAGUAGUAGUUUCAGUAGCCAUGCUAGUGUUAUUAACUUUAGCCUUGGCAACAACCGAGGGAACAACAUUCAUAGCAAUCCCAAUGGCAAAGCCAUCAACACCAAUGGUAAAAUCAAUCUUGCUAUUGCUAUUCUCAAUGGUAAAAGCAACAGCAAUGCUAUCAGUAUGGUUAAAAGCAUCAGCACUGACAGUAGGCGCAAUGUCGGCAGCAAAAGCCACAACAGUACUAUUGAUAAAAUGAUCAGUGAGAGUAGAGUCAUCGCUGAUAUCAAAAGCACCAUUGACAACAAACCCAAUAGCAGCAAAGAUACUAACAGCAGCAGCUUGAGCAACAACAAAUCAACCACCACCCUGACCUGUGGUCCCACAGUCACAGCUACUCCUCCCCCUACAACCUCCACAAACACCACCAGUAACCCCACCACCACCAAAACAGAGGUGGCUUCUUCCCCCUCCACCAAACAUUCUUCCCUGGCACCAAGUGGGAGCACGGUUGCCAGUGGAACCCCAAGUUCCCGAACGCUCCCCAACACCUUCCUGGACCCUAGCUUCUACAAGAACAAGAAGUCAGUGGAGCAACUGUGGGCACUCAAAAAGAGCUUCACUAACAACCAGUUCCCCAACCAGGAGGAGGUGGACCGUCUCAUCUCCUUCACCGGCCUGACCAUGCGCGAGGUCCGCAAGUGGUUCAGCGACCGCCGCUAUCACUUCCGCAACCUCAAGGGGGGGCGUUCAAGUACGGGCGUUCAGGGUGGUGGUAGCACUCCAACCACACCCGGGUCGGCUAGUGCAACCACCCGAUCUGGGACCCCCAGUGGUAACAGUGGUACCCCCAUGGACCUGUUGGACACUGCCACUCCCAAUGAACCCCCCCCAAAAAAACAGCAGGGGUUGGCAGCCCUCAGCUCCCCUCCCUCACAGAUGCCCACUUCCCCAACCACCCCGUCCAGACGGCCCCCCAGACCCCCCUCCCCAGACUUCACAGCCAUCCGCUACAAAGAGAGGGACCCUCAGCAGGUGAGGGCGCUGGAGGCCAGUUUCAGCCAGGACCCUGACCCCUCCGGAGAGGAGGUGGACCACCUCCGGUCUGAAACCAAGAUGACCCGCAGAGAGAUCCACAGCUGGUUUGCUGAACGCAGGAAGAGAGUCGCUGCUGAGAAGAAGAAAGAGGAGUUAGAGAGGGAGGAAGAGGAGGAGGAGGAGAUGGAUGUAGGGGAGGUGGGAGGUAAGAGUAAUGAUGAUGCCGGGGUGAAGAAUGAGGAGGAUGCGGAGGAGAGGCAGAAGGAGGAUGGUUCAGGCUCAGAGCUGAAGGUGAACCCCAUUAAGAUCAACCUGAAGAUGCUCAAAGUGACUGAGUCCAAUGGCAAAAUGGAGACUGAGGCAGGGCAGGCAGACAGCCCUACGAUGCCUACCCUAUUUCCCCGAACCCUUACCCCAGAACCCUCCCCAGCCCCAACCCUCACCCCUGUUCCAGCCACAAUUCCAUCUCUAACCCCAAAUCCAACCACAUCACCCAAACCCUCUGCCUCUACAACCCCAAAACCAGCAGCACAAUCUUCCACCCCUGCCCUCAAGCCCUCCACAUCCCCCAAACACUCCCCUAUCCGGGGCAAGAAGACGUUAGGGCAGCUCCACCUCCUGAAGCAGGUGUUUUCCCGGACCCAGUGGCCCAGUGCGGUCCAAUAUGACGAGCUGAUUUCUUCCACGGGGCUGCCCAGGCCCGAGGUGGUGCGCUGGUUUGGUGACUGUCGCUACGUGCAGAAGAACGGCCAGCUGAAGUGGCUAGAGGCCUACCAGACCAUGGUCCUGGAAGAGGACUUCCAGAGGGGAGACACUCAGAUUCUAAAGGCCCAUCUGGAGGCUCAUGGGAGUCUGGAGGAGGAACAGGUGUUGGAGCUGGCACAGGCUAGUGGGCUAACAGAGGAGCUGGUACGACGCUGGUUUACUACCCAGGUUCCUCUACUUCUGCAGGGGAAGGAUAGGGGGGAAGCAGGGGAGACACCCGGGGUGGGGGGAGUAACUGUAACAGCCAGCCCAGCAACCACGGCACCCAUGGAGGGAGGAGUGGCGGAGCCGGUCCAAGGAGAGGGGGUGGUGAAAGAGGAGAAGAUGGAGCAGUCGGUGUGUGGAGGAACGUAAGGGGGAUGAGGAGAGGAGUGCGGGAAAACAAGACUGAAUCCUGUAAAAGAACAGCCUCAAUUCAUCGGGGUAUGGACUCUACAAGGUGUCAAAAGCGUUCCACAGGAAUGCUGGCCAAUGUUGACUCCCAAUGUUUCCCACAGUUGUCAAGUUGGCUGGAUGUCCUUUGGGUGGUGGACCAUUCUUGAUACACACGGAAAACUGUUGAGUGUGGAACAACCCAGCAGCAUUGCAGAUCUUCACACUAAAACCGGUGUGUCGUUCAAAGGCAUUUAAAUAUUUUGUAUUGCCCAUUCACCCUCUGAAUGGCACACAUGUCUCAAGGCUUAAAAAUCCUUCUUUAACCUGUCACCUCCCCUUCAUCUACACUGAUUUGGAAGUGGAUUUAACAGGUGACAUCAAUAAGGGAUCAUAGCUUUCACCUGGUCAGUCUGUCAUGGAAAGAGCAGAUGUUCUUUAUGUUUUGUACAGUCAGGGUAUAAAGUGGCACCACACUAAUUACCCAUGUAAGGUUUAUUUUAAUUUGAUUUUUUGUCGCAGGGACAGACUGAGGAUCUUAGUCUGAGCAGGGAAGAGGAGUGAGUGAGUGAUGGAGGGAUGGAGAGAGGUGCCCCCCAACUCCCAUAUUUCUCUCCAACACUCCGCUAUGCUGAAGAUGGCACUUGAAACCACCACAUCCUCCAAUCCACCAUUUUCUCCUUCAAACGACAAGUUCCAGUUGAGACUCUAAAUGCAGGAUUCACAGAGGAAGGGGUGGGAGUAGAGGAUAUGUUUCUCUCUCUCCGUCCUCCUCUCUGCUGCCGGCCCUGCUGCAGUUGGAGGGAGAAGUGGAUGGAUUUGGAGCAGAAAAGUAGGGGAGAGAUGUGGUUGGGAUUUGGACUCCAGCAGACAUAGGGAGGGCGUGGGGUUAAAAUCCUGACUGGACAGAUAUCGACCCAGCCGAUCCUCUAGUGUGAGGAUCCCUGGUGUGUGAAGAGCGAGAGAGACUGACUGUAGGCCUAUCCAAUAGGUUUUUGGUACUGGGGUACAAGAUGAGAACUGCACAGAAUGGUUUUUAAUGAAACUUGAGUUUAGAGGUAUCCUUGUUUUAGCAUCAAGUGCUUCUGUUCUGGACAUCUAUUUCUGUUUUCGUGUAUCUUUCUUAAACUGUAACAAACCUUGACUGACUAAAAGAAGUUCCAACAUACUUAGGCCUGUUGUAUAAUUUUUUGAUAUUAUUUGCAGAAUAAACAAAAUUUAACAUUG
This is a messenger RNA of Salmo salar (Atlantic salmon), 5766 nucleotides long. Its product is annotated as zinc fingers and homeoboxes protein 3. The record is from RefSeq and is a predicted model, not a curated record. Gene Ontology annotation, molecular function: DNA binding; DNA-binding transcription factor activity, RNA polymerase II-specific. Gene Ontology annotation, biological process: regulation of transcription by RNA polymerase II. Gene Ontology annotation, cellular component: nucleus. Lineage: Eukaryota; Metazoa; Chordata; Actinopteri; Salmoniformes; Salmonidae.